Herpailurus yagouaroundi (jaguarundi) is the source of this 1462-nucleotide messenger RNA. RefSeq names its product developmental pluripotency associated 3 (gene DPPA3). Bases 279 to 734 code for a protein of 151 amino acids. The record is from RefSeq and is a predicted model, not a curated record. The transcript has 3 exons. Gene Ontology annotation, biological process: epigenetic programing of female pronucleus. Lineage: Eukaryota; Metazoa; Chordata; Mammalia; Carnivora; Felidae. Gene Ontology annotation, cellular component: nucleus.
UUAUUCCACUAAUAGGAUGACGCCCACUCACCUUACCCUUUAACCAUUAGCAUUUACAUUAAAAUAGGCUCGCUGAUUGGCUUAUCUGUAGUUUUAAGAGGAAACCAGAUCGAAACUUUGAGGUUUGUUCUUUUUUCUCUCGCCACGGUUUGUUGGAGCCUCGGUUUUUCUCGUCCUUUCUGGGCUAUCUCGUUCUUUCCAGGCUACUUGGCAGCUAGUUGAGCCCAUUGCUUUACGCUGGAAUCCAAAGGUCUAGAAGGACUGAGACUUGGCUUUCGAUGGAUUCGCCAACGAAGCUUUACCCAUCCUGUGGCCCAGAACCUUCUCAGAUGGCCAGUGAAGAAAAUUCCCAGGGAGGCUCAGCUGCCUCUCAAACCAUCUCCGAAGUAUUAAUAAAGAACCUUAAUCAAUUGACUCUCGACCCUAGUAUCAAACUUCCUUCCCCUCUACCAGAAUAUCCACCCCAACAGCAGGACACAGAGACGAAACCACAGGGACUUGUGGACCGAAUACUCAGCAACAGGAGGAGGGGUGGAGUAAGGACUUUGUUAACUGCUCGGAAAGAAAGGAUGGAAAGGCUGAUGUGGUUUAUUAAAAAUCAUCGCUACUUCAACCAGCGUUCCACGGAUGAAUCCAGAGUAGAAAGAUUUAGAUGUAGAUGUCAUUAUUGCCUGUAUCAUAGACCUCCCGAGGAUACCAGCAUGGAGAAUAAUUAUGACAUGGAGUCUAUGUAAACAUAAACCUUAUUAUAUGGUGUUUUCCUUGCUAGUAAUUUUAGAAUCAUUAUGCAGCACCUUGGGAAGGCUGCUCUAUUAUAGACAAAGUAUAAUAUUUUGAUAAUCUAUAUUAGCUCUGUCUUUUCUACCUUGAUAACAAUAAUUUGUGAGGAAUCCGGUGUUUUGCAUUUGAGUGACCUCAAUAUACUUUAGUUCCACUUUUUGAUAUGACCCAAGGAAGCACUAGUGGGUUUUGAGUGUAGCCUGGGUGUUUGAGAAACCUGAAGUCAUGAAGAUCGGUUAACCUAACGUGGGGCUCCUGGGUGGCUCAGUUGGGUUAAGCAUCCGACUAGAGCUCUGUAGAGUAGGGUUCUGUGCUGGCAGUUGGGAGGCUGGAGCCUGCUUCAGAUUCUGUGUGUGUGUGUGUGUGUGUGUGUGUGUGUGUGUGUGUGUAUUUCUCUCUGCCCUUCCCCCACUCAUGCUCUCGAAUAAAAACAUUUAAAAGAAACCCUAACAUCAAAUUGGAAGCCACGUAACUUGUGCAGGGAGGAAUACAUAGAGAAUAUUGGGUGGUUUGGCUGGAGAGCAUAAUCAUAAUUAUAAUUAUGGCAGGGUGCAUAGGCUAGGUUUUCUGGUUUUCAAAAAUUAGAGUUGUAAUAAAAGUUUUUUGUGGUAGUUCAAUUUUCAGUAGCAAAUGUGUAUGCAGAGGAUCUUAUUAAAAUUGAGGCUUAUUUGAAUACGUUUCA